Molecule: messenger RNA, 1057 nt
Organism: Sinocyclocheilus grahami
Lineage: Eukaryota; Metazoa; Chordata; Actinopteri; Cypriniformes; Cyprinidae
Gene: mest
Product: mesoderm specific transcript
Exons: 10
Biological process (GO): acylglycerol catabolic process
Cellular component (GO): membrane
Molecular function (GO): monoacylglycerol lipase activity
Source: RefSeq, a predicted model, not a curated record
UCAAUAGAGUCAUUUGGUGUCGUGGGAAGCUCUGAUGUCCUCUUGCUGCUUCAUGGUUUUCCUACUUCUAGCUAUGACUGGUAUAAGAUCUGGGAUUCUCUGACUCAACGCUUUAACAGAGUCAUUGCUCUCGACUUCCUGGGCUUUGGUUUUUCACACAAACCGCGACCGCACCGUUACUCCAUCUUCGAGCAGGCCAGUGUGGUGGAGGCCCUGGUUGCUCAUUUGGGUCUGUCAGAGCAGAGGAUCAACAUCCUGUCACAUGACUACGGAGACACUGUAGCUCUCGAGUUACUGUACAGGAGUGACCAUAACAGAAGCGGACACAUCACGAUAAACAGCCUCUGCCUCUCAAAUGGAGGAAUAUUCCCUGAGACUCAUUAUCCAAGAUUCCUUCAGAAAGUGCUGAAGGACUCUGGUUUCAUUUCACCUGUAUUUACCCGCCUAAUAAACUUCCGGCUUUUCUCUAGAGGAAUAAGGGAUGUGUUUGGACCAUACACCCAGCCAACAGAAGCCGAGUUCUGGGACAUGUGGACAGGCAUUCGCUUUAAUGAUGGAAAUCUGGUCAUGGACAGUAUCCUGCAGUACAUUAACCAGAGGCUGAAACACAGAGAGAGAUGGGUCGGGACUCUAACCUCCACUUCAGCACCAUUGCACAUGAUUUAUGGACCACUAGAUCCAGUUAAUCCACAUCCUGAGUUUAUCCAGCUCUACCAGAAACUAGUGCAGAGAUCCACAGUAUCGGUUCUAGAUGAGCAUGUGAGUCAUUAUCCACAGCUGGAGGAUCCCACAGGCUUCUUUAAUGCCUACCUUAGCUUUAUCAACUCAUUCUGAGAUAAGUAACGGAGUGGAAUACUGCCUCAAAUAAGUUGUUAGAAAAUAUUCAAAUCCAUUUAUUAACAAACCACAGAGUGUUUGAAAUGUCAGUCAUGUGUUUAAAUGCAUGAAACCGAAAGUAUUGCACCAAAUACCCAAACAGUCAUUACAACAGAGUUUGCUCAAAUACAAUGCCAUUACUUGUAAAUACAUUUGUGUUCAAUGCAUGAAUACUUAUUCA